This is a messenger RNA of Carya illinoinensis, 2573 nucleotides long. Its product is annotated as long-chain-alcohol oxidase FAO1. NCBI's taxonomy places the organism in Eukaryota, Viridiplantae, Streptophyta, Magnoliopsida, Fagales, Juglandaceae. The coding region runs from base 91 to 2361 and encodes 756 amino acids. The record is from RefSeq and is a predicted model, not a curated record. Gene Ontology annotation, molecular function: flavin adenine dinucleotide binding; long-chain-alcohol oxidase activity. The transcript is spliced from 3 exons.
ACACACACAUACAUAUGUAGAGAGAGAGAGAGAGAGAGAGAGAGAAUUGUGAAGAGAGGGAAAUUAUUAAGAGAUCAGAGUGAUAAGAGCAUGAUGAUGAUGAUGAGAGAAAGGGGCCAUCCUUUGUUGAGGGGAUCAGGGGAAUCAGAAGGAGAUAAGAUCAGCAAAUACAGUCAUGGGUUUACAUCAGCUGAGAUGCAUUCACUGGCUAGCGUUUGUGAGGCUAUUUUACCUCCUUUGCCAUCGGAUUCUUUGGAUGCUGAGGAUCAUUAUGAUCGCCCUACCAAGGCUGUGAACUUGUUCUCCAAAAUUUCUGGGUCUCAAACCCCAAUACCUGAUCAGGUUGCAGAGCUUCUGGUGAAGAGGGCUGUCACAGAAGGGAUGAUAUUGGUGAGAGUGAUAUUGUUGUUGCUGGCAACUAGGUUGGGCACCUUAUUGCUUUGUGGGUCUCUCUGUGUAUCUCAGAAAUGGCCCUUCAUCCCCAACUUCUCUCGCCUAUCCUUGGACAAAAGAGAGAAAAUUCUGCAGAUGUGGUUUAAGAAUAGAUACUUCCCUCCCAUCAGGGUUGCAUUUCUUUACAUGAAGGUCUUGUGCCUCUACGUCGUCUUCUCUCGGGUCAAUGAAAAUGGUGAGAACCCAACAUGGGAAGCCAUUGGAUAUCACGUCCACAAUGACGACGACCCAUCUCAAGUCCCAAGAAAGAGACCUCUUGAAAAGGGAGUGCUGGAAACUAUACGCGAAACUGACUCUUCCCUUGUGCAUUCCCUUGCAAACAAAGGUAUAAGAGCGACUCUAGACUCCAAGCAGAAUGUCUUAAAAAUGGAAUGUGAUGUUCUUGUCGUCGGCUCUGGGUGUGGAGGAGGAGUUGCAGCUGCUGUGCUUGCAUGUUCAGGCCAGAAAGUCAUUGUUCUUGAGAAAGGCGGCUAUUUCACUGCUGCUGAUUAUUCUUCUUUGGAAGGCCCCUCAUCGGAGCAACUAUAUGAGGCAGGAGGUCUCCUUUCCUCUACCGAUGGGGGAGUGUUUAUUCUAGCAGGUUCAACUGUUGGUGGUGGCUCUGCUAUUAACUGGUCUGCAUGCAUCAAAACACCAAAAAGCAUGCUUCGGGAAUGGGCAAAGGAUUACAAGAUCCCACUGUUUGGGAGCUCUGAAUAUCUUUCUGCUAUGGAUACUGUGUGUGAGAGAAUUGGUGUUACAGAAAAUUGUGCUGAGGAAGGGUUCCAGAAUCAAGUACUGCGAAAAGGGUGUCAGACAUUAGGUCUUAAAGUUGAUUAUGUGCCCCGAAAUUCCUCGGAGUAUCAUUACUGUGGGGAUUGUGGUUACGGUUGCAGAAAAGGAGACAAAAAAGGGACGGAUCGUACAUGGCUUGUAGAUGCUGUGGAUCAUGGUGCAGUGAUCUUAACAGGAUGUAAAGCCGAGAGAUUCAUACUGGAAGAGAACAAGAGAGGAAGCCUGAGAGCAAAGAAAUGCCGAGGAGUAAUAGCAAAAACUUCGAGCGACAACAUCACACAGAUGCUGCAGAUCGAGGCCAAAGUCACCAUCUCUGCAUGUGGGGCUCUGUCAACACCCCCUUUGAUGAUCUCUAGCGGCUUGAAAAACCAUAACAUUGGCCGCAACCUUCAUCUCCAUCCUGUUGUUAUGGCCUGGGGAUACUUUCCAGAAUCAAACACAGAGAUCAAGGGUAAAACCUACGAGGGUGGGAUAAUGACAUCGAUCCAUGACGUGGAAGGGACGGAUUCAGAUGUAAGAGCCAUCAUAGAAACUCCAUCAUUGGGUCCAGCAUCAUUUUCUGGCAUAUGCCCUUGGGAAUCGGGACUCGACAUAAAGAAAAGAAUGGUGAAGUAUGCAAGAACUGCGCAUUUGAUUGUGCUAGUUAAAGACUUUGGUUCUGGAGAGGUUAAGUCGGAAGGAAGGAUAAGCUACGAAUUAGAUGCAUCUGACAGAGAAAAUCUCAGGGUUGGGUUAAGGCAAGCAUUAAGAAUCCUGGUAGCAGCAGGAGCGGUCGAGGUGGGCACCCAUCGCAGUGAUGGCCAGAGACUCAAAUGUAAGGGGAUUAGCGAGAAGGAACUGGAGGAAUUUUUGGACACAGUCAAUGUGGUUGGGGGGCCAAUGUCAUUGAUAGAGAAUUGGAUAGGAUUUACCUCUGCCCAUCAGAUGGGUAGCUGUAGGAUGGGGAUUGAUGACAAAGCUGGCGCGGUUGACUUGAAUGGGGAAAGUUGGGAAGCAGAAGGUCUUUUUGUUUGUGAUGCUAGUGUUCUUCCAACUGCUGUUGGUGUCAAUCCCAUGAUCACCAUCCAGUCAACUGCCUACUGCCUCUCAAAGAUAAUAGCCGAUCGAGUCCUUACAAAAAGUACCCUUCUCUAAAGAUUCUUGAUUCCUCUUAUUGUUCUAUUAUACUAUGCACAUAUCUGCAUUUGUGCGCUUACACAAAGCACAUAUAUCCACAUUCUAAAGCUGUUAUAUAUUGAGUCCUGCUAUUAAAUAAUGAGCUGUUGUUCAGGUUUAGAAUGCAAUGUGUUAUUCAACUUCACAUGUAUGCCAAUGACUCGAUUAAUAUAUUGAAUUGUAUUUUCUAA